Messenger RNA from Lentinula edodes (shiitake mushroom), 1542 nucleotides. Its product is annotated as permease for cytosine/purines, uracil, thiamine, allantoin-domain-containing protein. NCBI's taxonomy places the organism in Eukaryota, Fungi, Basidiomycota, Agaricomycetes, Agaricales, Omphalotaceae. The transcript is spliced from 15 exons. Gene Ontology annotation, biological process: nucleobase transport; transmembrane transport. The record is from RefSeq and is a predicted model, not a curated record. Gene Ontology annotation, molecular function: nucleobase transmembrane transporter activity. Gene Ontology annotation, cellular component: plasma membrane. The coding region runs from base 1 to 1542 and encodes 513 amino acids.
AUGGUCGCAAAUUGGUUGAAUCCCAAUGCUUGGGCUUUAGAGCCUGAACAAUCCACUUUUGCGCCUACUUCACGAUGGAGCAACAAGGAUAUGGAUCCCGUGCCAGUGCACUUGAGGACAUGGGCUACCUGGAACUACGUAGCAUACUGGAUUUCAGAUGCGGCUAAUCUCCCUGCCUGGGAGCUAGCAUCUUCGAUGUUGGCGGUUGGCUUAAACUGGCGCCAAGCUCUUGCUGCUAUUGCAGUUGGACAUACAAUAAUCGCUGUAGUGAUGGUAUUAAACGGAACUAUCGGUGCUCGUCUACACGUUGGAUUUCCUGUUCUAAACCGGUCAAGUUUUGGUUUCUGGUUCAGCUACUUCAGCGUUUUAAGUCGUGUCAUUCUUGCGCUCUUUUGGUUUGGUAUCCAGACUUAUAGUGGAUCUGAAUGUGUAAACCAGAUGAUCCAAGCAAUAUGGCCAUCAGCUGUACGCAUUCCUAAUCAUCUUUCACCAAGCUCCGGGAUCACCACAAGAGGCAUGAUGUGUUACUUCAUUUAUUGGAUUAUCCAAUUUCCGAUAAUGUUGAUAUCUCCUCAAAAAAUCCGAUAUUUCUUCUUGUUCAAAGCCAUGAUUGUUCCUGCUGCAUGGAUUGCGAUCCUUAUUUGGGCCAUGGUCAAAGUCCCACCCAGCAUCUCCCUCGCUAACCAGCAAUCCACCGUGAGCGGCAGCGCUUUGGUUUGGGCUUGGUUCAGCUCUAUGAAUAGCGCAUUAGGGAACUACGCCACUCUUGCAGUUAAUAUUCCUGACUUCACGCGGUAUGCUAAGAACGAACGCGCUCAAUAUAUACAAGCCAUCCUGAUCCCGACGUUGUUUACACUAACAGGUUUCGUUGGUAAGCACACAAUGGCUUACGGACAUCUCAAUCAAGCGUUAUAUCCGACUACACUCAUUGCCAACUGGAACCGCGCCCCAAAAUUCUUCGCCGCACUGUCGUACCUCAUUGCCACUCUCGGGACAAAUAUUAGUGCCAAUAGUCUGAGCGCCGCUAACGACAUGAUGGUCUUGUUCCCGAGAUACAUCAACAUCCGCAGAGGUCAGAUUAUAUGCGCCAUCUUGGGUGGUUGGGCUCUAGCACCAUGGGAGAUUCUCGCCAGUGCACCUGGCUUCUUAAACUUUAUGAGUGGAUACACAAUCUUCUUAGGUCCGUUUGCAGGAAUAAUGGUAGCAGACUAUUGGCUCGUACACAAAUGUAAGGUAGAUGUACCUGCUAUGUAUGACCAUAAAGGUCGCUACCAGUACUGGAAUGGUUUGAACUGGCGCGUUGCGGUAGCCCUUCUAUUCUCUGUAUUUCCUAGCUUUCCGGGCCUCAUCAGCAGUAUCAAUCCUAAUAUCAAGGUCGGUAACUCGAUACACAUAUUUGACAUCGCGUGGCUCUAUGGGUUUUUCACUGCUGGUUUCCUUCAUUGGUCAUUGUCGAUGUUAUUCCCAGCACAUGAGACCUUCAUGGAUGCGGCGGUGCUCGAGGUCUACGAGCCUGAGAAGGAUACUGACUCCAGCUUGUAA